Eurytemora carolleeae is the source of this 983-nucleotide messenger RNA. RefSeq names its product coiled-coil domain-containing protein 58-like (gene Ccdc58). Gene Ontology annotation, cellular component: mitochondrion; mitochondrial intermembrane space. The record is from RefSeq and is a predicted model, not a curated record. NCBI's taxonomy places the organism in Eukaryota, Metazoa, Arthropoda, Copepoda, Calanoida, Temoridae. The transcript has 5 exons. The coding region runs from base 28 to 555 and encodes 175 amino acids.
UCAUAAUUAUAAAUUUUACUGUGAUCAAUGUAUCAAAUUUGUGAUAUAAAUAAAAAUCUUUUUGAAAAAGAAUAUUUUAUUUUGAAUCAUUUUUAUUCCAAUCUCAUAUUCCCGUCUAUUUAUCUGUCCAUCUAUUGCAGAGCUAAAAUGACUGGUAUUAAUCAGUGUGAAGAUUAUAUGAUGUUUCAGCGAGCACUAAAGCAACUUAGAGAUAUUGAUGAUAAAAUCCUGUUUACCCUGAACUUGUCGACACCAACUCCAUCUAUCAAAGCACGUGGAACCAGUCCUACAGAAUCUUGCCGUGAGCUCCAGCAAGAGAUGGAGACUAACUAUAAACACAGAAGUGAAAGUUUGAACCGUUGUAUAAGCCUAAUGGGUGGUGAGGUAAAGAAGUACAAAUCAGAUUUUGAAACUGGGAAUGACGCUUCCCUACCUAUUCUCAGAACUAAACAAUCAACGCUUCGGAUGCUACGUAAUGAGAUGAAUGUAGAGGAAAUUAUCCAAGAAAGAACUAGAUCUCUCUUCAAUCUCAAGUGCAAAGAAUUCCUCUCCUAGUAAUAACAUUUCAGUACUGCAUUUUGCUUCAUCAUUUUGCCGUACAUCAGGAUUAGAUGAAUUUGUUAUUUAGGCUGUCAAGUGUAUUCUGUACAUGAUGUGUUCAUUUCUGUUUAAUUUUGUAUUCAUGACAUAAUGUUGUACACUGUACAGUACUUUUCCCAAGUCAUUCUAAAAGAUUCUAAUGCACGAGCAUAGUUUUCUGAUAACCCAAUUUGAAAUUUCAUUGUUAUUGGAGUACUUUGUGCAUUUAAAAGUAAUGUACUGCACUCGUUUGUACUUUACAGUAUGCAUAAAACAAUACUGCACUGUCUAAUGAACUAAAAAUGUACAGCUAAUUUUGCAGAACUGAACACUGAAAUGCUACACUUUAUACCUUUUAAUGAGAUUUUUAAUUGUUUUCUCACAAAUAUAUUUUUAGUAUAACA